This is a messenger RNA of Venturia canescens, 1740 nucleotides long. RefSeq lists its product as uncharacterized. The coding region runs from base 1 to 1740 and encodes 579 amino acids. The transcript has a single exon. The record is from RefSeq and is a predicted model, not a curated record. Lineage: Eukaryota; Metazoa; Arthropoda; Insecta; Hymenoptera; Ichneumonidae.
AUGCCAACUCUGCCUUCAUUCUCUAUUUCGCACCCCCACUGGCCUCAUUUACAGGGUAUUCCUCUAGCGGAUCCAGAUUUCUCAGUUCCGGAUACGGUGGAUCUCAUACUGGGCGCAGAUGCAUACGGGAAACUGGUACGUUCUCAAAUUCGACGCGGGUCUCCUGAGGAACCCAUCGCACAAAAUACGAUAUUCGGGUGGGCAAUAUUCGGGCCCUGCAACGAAGCUCACAAUUCGUCGGGUUGGGUACAGCAUGCCGCUGUCGAUCACGGGUUUCAGGCUCUCCAGGACCUCCUCGCGCAAUUCUGGGUGCAAGAGGAGGUGCCAGUGCAAUUUGGAUCGGAUCUCACACCGGAAGAGCAAGAAUGUGAGGCUCACUUCGUUGCUACACAUUCUCGGGAUAAUUCGGGUCGGUAUAUCGUUCGGUUGCCUCUUCGGUCGUCCACAAUCCAGCUCGGUCAGUCGUUUCAUACGGCGCACGCUUGCCUCAAUCGGCUCGUACGAAAGCUCGACCGGGACUCUCACUACAAGGGACUGUACGACACAUUUCUCGGGGAGUAUGAGUCCCUCGGGCACAUGUCACGGGUGCGGGACGACGAGGUCGGUCGGGAUCGGGUCUAUUAUCUCCCUCAUCACGGGGUCUUGACGACAAAACUUCGGGUAGUGUUCAACGGGUCGUGUAACACGGAUUCCGGGACCUCAUUAAACGAUCUCAUGCACACGGGCGCCAAAUUACAAAAGGACAUUUCGGAUGUUCUCCUCUGGGCACGGCGCGACCGAUUCAUUUUCGCGACUGACAUAGUCAAAAUGUUUCGACAAAUUUGGGUUCACCGGGACGAUUGGGAUUUACAACGAAUUCUUUGGGUGGAUGAAAACGGGAACACGGCUCAUUAUCACCUGACUACAGUCACCUACGGGACACGGUCAGCUCCGUUUCUCGCGGUACGGGUGCUACUCCAACUGGUAGCAGACGAAGGGGAGAAAUAUCCGGCCGCAGUCGCUCCUCUUACAAUGGGGCGAUAUGUGGACGAUAUUUACGGGGGGGCUGACCAAAUUUCGGAACUUCUCACCCAGGCGCGACAUCUCAUCGGGAUUUGCACGGCGGGCGGCUUCCCGCUGGCAAAAUGGCAGAGCAACAGUCCGGCUUUACUCACAAAUCUGGGGUUCGGGUCGAGUCCAGAGGAUUCACGCUCAUUCGACGAGUGCGAAACAAAAGUUCUCGGGCUCGCAUGGUUUCCGGGGCCGGACGUCUUCAAAUUCACCUCACUUUCGUACACGGGCGAGCAAAGCAUUACCAAACGGGUCAUACUCUCGGAAAUUGCUCAGAUCUACGAUCCUCUCGGGUUCCACUCACCGGUGGUCAUUCGGGCAAAAAUCCUUCUACAACGGUUGUGGCUGGAAAAACUCGCUUGGGACGACCCCGUAUCCACGGAGGUCGGGAAAUCAUGGGUCACAUUUCGUCACGAUCUGGCUCACCUCGGGAACAUCGCGGUUCCGCGGUGGCUCAACAUGACCUCGGAUUCCACCGUCGAGAUUCACGGGUUCUCUGACGCCUCACAGUUGGCAAUGGGUGCGGUCGUGUACGUUCGGGUUACGGGUCCGGGAAAGAGCACCAGAACCGCGCUGGUCUGCUCGAAAACGAAAGUCGCGCCGAUCAAACGGCUCACCAUUCCGCGGUUAGAGCUCACCGCCGCGUUAUUGGUCGCCAAACUCGCGAAAUACGUUCGGGAUACGUUGUAA